GAUCCAGCUCACCGCGCACCUCUUGGAUUCCAGACAACUUCGUUUUUUCGAGAGCUCUUCGCACCACCGCAGAGCAAGCGCUAUCAUUGAUUAGAAAGUACUGUGCUGUGGAAGCAACCAUGACUACAAACAAUGCUGCAUCGUGUCGACGGGGAAAGACACCAACGGAGUCAACUUCAGCGGCAAACCAACAACAAACAGUAUCGCCAGCUGCGUCCACGAAGAGGGCUUCCGGCACUCAUCGUGCUACCGGUAGCCGACUCUGGGUGAUGGGUAUGCUUGCAUUGUCGUAUCCGACCGCCAAGUUUGCGGACUGGGUCUUGUCACCGUUAUCAUCCGAUGCUCGCAGUCUGGCCUUUUCCGAAGAAUUCCUAGCUAAAACGAUGCCCGUCCAGUUUGGUGGGCUCUACGGAACCGAGCAAGAGGAUCGGGAGAGUGAUAUCACCCGAAACAUGCAUCCCCAGCGACACGCACAAAGCCACAAGCGAAGCACCACUGCGGUAUCCGUUUCCAUGUCAGCCACAAACAGCAGCAGCAACGCCAAGACUGCCUGCCUUACCACCACUUGUAUGCAGACACAAGGUCAAGCCCUGGCCCGGGCAUUUCCAGAUCGAACUGACCAAAGCCAGUGGUGCAAAGACACCAAGGCAGAGCGUCCCAACAAGGAAGGGUUGAUCUUGGUGAAAGUCCCCAAAGCCGCCUCGUCCACGUCGGCCGGGGUUGCUCUUCGAAUUGCCAACCGACACAAGUGUCAAGCACUCCAGUGGCAACACAAGCCGGGGACGACCUAUGCCCACCGGGACCAACAAAACUCGUUCCUCUUUACGUCGAUUCGAGAUCCCGCAUCACGUGUCUUGAGCUAUCUCUUCUUUAUCGAGAUUUCCAUUGACGGGGGCGAAUACAGCGACGAGUGGAUACUGGAUCGAUUGAAGCACUUUUCGGGACGAUAUGGAUCCAUUCAAGACGGACAAGGUGGCUUUACCAUGCAAUUUGCCGCCCUGGAAGAAAUACCACACUUUAGUGCCUGGUCGCCCAAGGAUAGAAUUCGUGUUAAAAACCCAGAAGACAUUCAAGAGCGGGUCCAACGAAUGGUGCAACAAGAUUAUGAUUUCAUGCUGGUAGUGGAACGUAUGGACGAAUCACUCGUGGCCUUGUCGUUGCUGUUGGGGAUUGAUGUGGCCGAUGUGUUAGUGACAUCUUCCAAGGUGGCGGGGUCGUACUUUUACGAUCCACCCCGACAUCAAUGCGUGUCUCUUACCAAGAGCUUUGCCAGUCCUGCCGUCAAGGAGUACCUCGAGUCGGACGAUUGGAAAGCUCAAAACUACGGGGAUUAUCUACUUCAUGCCGCUGCCAAUCGUAGUCUAGAUUUGACGAUUGAACGCUUGGGACGGCAACGGUUUGACGUUGCGAUGGAGCGAUACCGACUGCUUCAGAAACGAGAAAAAGAACAAUGUGCUCCACACGUACAAUUUCCUUGCUCCAAAAGCGGACAGCCUCAACCAAAACGAGCUCGACAAGAAUGUUAUCAGCGGGACUUUGGUUGUGGUUACAAGUGCAUUGAUGAGAUCGUGGCAGAAAUCGAAACGUCCGAAGCAAGGCGGGAGGCUGUGUAAAAUGGCCAAUUAGUCAACGCCACGCCAAGCAUCCGUACCGGUAGUAGGUAGAAUAUCCUGGAAUCAUAUAGAUCUUCGAGUGAAUUUCCC
Seminavis robusta is the source of this 1703-nucleotide messenger RNA. NCBI's taxonomy places the organism in Eukaryota, Bacillariophyta, Bacillariophyceae, Naviculales, Naviculaceae. The record is from the annotation of a GenBank genome assembly.